Molecule: messenger RNA, 293 nt
Organism: Anopheles arabiensis
Lineage: Eukaryota; Metazoa; Arthropoda; Insecta; Diptera; Culicidae
Product: protein dpy-30 homolog
Exons: 1
Coding region: 29-271 (80 amino acids)
Cellular component (GO): Set1C/COMPASS complex
Source: RefSeq, a predicted model, not a curated record
CAGCAGCCAGAGGACACAGCGUACUGCAAUGGAAAAGGAAAACAAAAGCUCAGGCACGGAUAAUGGGCGAAAACCGGCUGGAAACAACUUGCAAUCGCUACCCACCCGCCAGUAUUUGGACCAAACGGUGAAUCCCAUCCUGCUGCAGGGUCUGAAAGUGUUGGCCAAAGAAAGACCCCAGGAUCCGGUGCAAUAUUUGGCCAACUUUUUGCUGCAGAACAAGAACCGCGUCGAGGAAAGCAACGGAGCCAGUACGGAAGAUACACAAUAAAUAGCAUGCGAUAAGUAAUGGA